AGUGGCGCGUAGAAAGCUAAGGACUGAGAAAAAAUGGCUUAUUUUUAUACAUACAUAGUACUCUCUCUUCUUCUCUUACUAAUAAGUUUAUGCUAUAUAUAAACAACAAGAGGCCAUUGUUAGUUUCAUGUCUCUUUUCUUAGUUUUAUUUUAGUUUCUCAAAAAACCAAACAACUCAACAACAACUUCCUCUGUAUAGAACAAGAGAAAUCCCUUCUUCAAAUCAAAACUCUUUUUAUCUAUUUUUUUCUUUCAUUUAUCCAAAACCCAAUAACUCAAAAAUCUUCAAACCAUUAAACUCGGAGGAUCCUUACUAUUAAUACCAUCUCAUAUAUCCUCAUUUUUUUCUUCUUGUUAAAAAGGAAUGGGGAUUUCAUUUUCAUGCCCUUUUGCCAAUUACAGUGAUGUGGAGACUGGUUUAGAGUCUAUGAUUGUAAACUCCAUUAGUUUUGGAGAUGAACAAGCAAAAACACCUCUUAGAUCUGUUAGUUUCAAUAGUACUGAUUUGGAACCAACAAUUUUGAAAUCUAUAGGCUCUGGAAAAAAGAUGACAUUAGAAACAUCUGUUAGCUUUAAGGGUAGUGAUUUAGACAAAAUUAUUUUAGUAAAGGUUCCUUCUUUAGAUAAGAAAGAACAAAAUAUGGCCAUUGUAUCAUCAACCAUUUCAAAUAGGAAACAAUUAGAUUCUCAGUACUCUAAACCUUUGAUUCCUGAUCCUGCUAGUACCAAACACAUGGCUGCUCUUAAGCUUCAAAAGGUCUACAAAAGCUUCCGAACUAGACGAAAGUUAGCAGAUUGUGCUGUUCUUGUAGAGCAGAGUUGGUGGAAGCUCUUAGAUUUUGCUGAACUCAAGAGGAGUUCGAUAUCAUUUUUCGAUAUUGAGAAGCAUGAAACCGCGAUUUCUCGUUGGUCUAGAGCAAGGACUAGAGCUGCAAAGGUUGGGAAAGGCUUAUCAAAGAAUGAUAAAGCUCAAAAACUUGCUCUACAACACUGGCUCGAGGCAAUUGACCCAAGACAUAGAUAUGGACACAAUCUUCACUUUUACUAUGAUAAAUGGCUUCAUUGUCAGAGUAGAGAACCUUUCUUCUACUGGCUUGAUAUAGGAGAAGGAAGAGAAGUAAACCUUGAGAAAUGUUCUCGGUCAAAACUUCAGCAGCAGUGUAUCAAGUACCUUGGUCCGAUGGAAAGAAUGGCUUAUGAAGUUGUUCUAGAGGAUGGAAAGUUUUACUACAAGCAAUCGGGGGAACAGCUUCACACGAGCUUAGAAGGCAAAGACGCGAAAUGGAUAUUCGUGCUAAGCACUUCUAAGGUUUUGUAUGUUGGGAAGAAGAAGAAGGGUACAUUCCAACACUCUAGCUUUCUUGCUGGAGGGGCUACAACCGCUGCAGGGAGAUUAGUUGUCGAAAAUGGCCUCCUAAAGGCGGUUUGGCCACACAGCGGUCAUUACAGGCCGACAGAACAAAACUUCAAUGAUUUUGUUGCAUUCCUUAAGGAAAAUGAUGUUGAAUUGAAAGAUGUUCAAAUGAGUCCAGUUGAUGAGGAAGAUGAUGCUCUUAGCAAGCAAAGAAGCAGUCUUCAUAUGCGAAGUAACUCAUCCGAUGAGGACUUGUCUCCAACUCUUGUUGGCUUAGAAACCGAAGAAACCAAUGCUAAGACAGACUCAACUGCACUUGAGCCACAGAGGACUAAUCGGUUCCUCAACCUCAACACCAAAUUGACUAAUCUCGAAAUUCCAAAACAACAAGAUAUCAUUGAGAGUUUCAAGUGUGAUGAACAAGAAUGCUUGAUUCAAGAAAACAUGUUUGAUGAACAAGAGCAUGAUGAAGAAAAUGAAGUGGAAAAUGUCCCCGAAGAAUCGAUUCUCAAGAGGAUAAACUCGCGCAAAGGAAUGAAUUCAUACCAAUUGGGAAAACAAUUGUCUUGCAAAUGGACAACAGGUGCAGGGCCUCGAAUUGGUUGUGUUAGAGACUAUCCAUCCGAGCUUCAAUUUCGAGCUCUCGAGAAAGUGAACUUGUCCCCAAGAGGUGUUGCUCGGUCUAGAUCAUAUUUUUCUCCUAAGAUCAUUAGUGGUUUGAGUCCAAAUGUCUCAACACCAACAGAUUGCAGUAGUGAAGAAAUGGCAGAGAAUUCAUUAAGAAGCUCUGUUCACCAUUCAAGAGUACACUCAUCUCCAUUGAUUAGGAAAGUAUGAACAAAUCCAUACUCACUAAUAUAAUAUAUUGUCAUAAUUUUUACAAGUAGUUUUUUUUUUCUUUAUUGAUUCAUUCUUUUGUGUGAAUAGAAAAGAUGGUAUAGGAAUUCUUUAUCAUUCUUUUCAAUUACAAUCAUGUAUACACACCACUCAUUUUUUUGUUAAUUCAUCUUUGUAGAAAUUCACAUGAAAAUUUUAGAUAUUUAUGGGGAGUUUUAAGUCCCAUUUAAUACAAUAGAAUAUUCAUUUUUCUCAA
Molecule: messenger RNA, 2447 nt
Organism: Cannabis sativa
Lineage: Eukaryota; Viridiplantae; Streptophyta; Magnoliopsida; Rosales; Cannabaceae
Product: IQ domain-containing protein IQM2
Exons: 8
Coding region: 365-2191 (608 amino acids)
Source: RefSeq, a predicted model, not a curated record